AUGAAUGCAUCAGGAGCCAACAUGGUGACUGAAUUCAUACUUUUGAGUUUUUCCUGCUCUAGAGAGAUUCAGGUCCUCCUCUUCAUGCUGUUCCUUGUGUCCUACAUCCUGACACUGUUGGGAAAUGGGGCCAUUGUCUGUGCAGUGAAGCUGGACCAAAAGCUCCACACCCCAAUGUACCUCCUGCUGGCCAACUUCUCCUUCCUGGAAAUCUGUUACAUCAACACCACUGUCCCAAAUAUGUUAGGAAACAUCCUGUCCGAGACAAAAACCAUCUCUUUCACAGCCUGCUUCCUGCAGUUCUACUUCUUCUUCUCCUUGGGUAUCAGUGAGACCUUCCUAUUGCCCCUUAUGGCUUUUGACCGAUACUUGGCCAUCUGUCGGCCUCUCCACUAUCCCACCAUCAUGAGCAAUCGUCUCUGCACAAUCUUGGUGAGCCUCUGCUGGGUGACUGCCUUCCUCUGCUAUCCAGUGCCUAUCUAUUUUAUCACUCAACUCCCCUUUUGUGGCCCCAAUACCAUUGACCACUUUGUCUGUGACCCUGGUCCUCUCCUGGCCCUGUCCUGUGUUCCUGCACCUGGAAUUGAACUUUCCUGUUCCUUAUUGAGUUCAAUCAUUAUCUUCAUCACCUUCUUCUUUAUCCUUGCCUCCUAUACCCUGGUCCUCAGAGUUGUGUUUCGUGUGCCCUCAGCUGCUGGAAGGCGCAAGGCUUUCUCCACCUGUGGUUCUCACCUAGUUGUGGUGUCUCUGUUUUAUGGAACUGUUACGAUGAUGUACAUCAGCCCGAACUCUGGGAAUCCAGCUGGGACACAGAAGGUUGUAACCUUGAUCUACUCAUUGUUGACCCCACUUGUAAACCCACUCAUCUACAGUCUCCGGAACAAAGACAUGAAGGUAGCCUUGAGAAGAAUUAAGAUACUCACUAAAAUUAGUCAAAAUUCAUUAGCGCUCAUAAGUGGACCAUAUUUUCUCCCCAUUUGA
This is a messenger RNA of Marmota flaviventris (yellow-bellied marmot), 981 nucleotides long. RefSeq names its product olfactory receptor 11H6-like. Gene Ontology annotation, molecular function: G protein-coupled receptor activity; olfactory receptor activity. The record is from RefSeq and is a predicted model, not a curated record. NCBI's taxonomy places the organism in Eukaryota, Metazoa, Chordata, Mammalia, Rodentia, Sciuridae. Gene Ontology annotation, biological process: G protein-coupled receptor signaling pathway. Gene Ontology annotation, cellular component: membrane.